Molecule: messenger RNA, 1728 nt
Organism: Trichechus manatus latirostris (Florida manatee)
Lineage: Eukaryota; Metazoa; Chordata; Mammalia; Sirenia; Trichechidae
Gene: RNF229
Product: methyl-CpG-binding domain protein 6
Exons: 2
Coding region: 1-1389 (462 amino acids)
Biological process (GO): proteasome-mediated ubiquitin-dependent protein catabolic process; intrinsic apoptotic signaling pathway in response to endoplasmic reticulum stress; protein K63-linked ubiquitination
Cellular component (GO): endoplasmic reticulum membrane
Molecular function (GO): ubiquitin protein ligase activity
Source: RefSeq, a predicted model, not a curated record
AUGGCCCAUGCCCGUCCCGUGUUCUGGCUGGAGCUCGGCUGCUGGCUGGGUUGGGGCCUCCUGCUGGCCCGUUCCCCACAGGCCCAAACGGUGACCCGGAAAAGCACCCAGCAGCACGAUUGGGCCCCUGCGCGGGACCAGGCCGAUGGGCAGUCCCGCCAUCCCUUUCGUCUUGGGCCCGGUGGCCCAACGGGAGGCUGGGUCGAGGGGCGGGACUGGCGGCGGCCCCGCCCCGGGAGGAGCCUCCAGGCGCUGGUCGAGGAAGUGCUGGCGGAGGAGUCUGCCGUCUUCCCACAUCUCCGGUGUUUGGCGGCGACAGUUGGUCGGUCGCUGGUCUGUCCGGCGUUGCUGCUACGGAAACUGGACCGCGCCACUGCUGGGCUCUGGCCCGGAUCUGGUUGGGGAAGCCUCACUCUGGCACAGGAGCCGCCCGGAGCUGGCACAGGACGCCAGGGCCCAGGCGAAGUUUACUUCCAGCGCGGAGGAGGCCGGCCACCCGCCAGGAGGUCAGUACCCGGCGCGAGGGUGGAGCCCAAACGCUGCUUCGGCGCUGAGGGCGACCCUGACCCUCACAUUCCCAGACACCUCGCAGCCUUAGGGCCCCGGCCCACCCAUCCUGAUUCCUGCCCUGGGGCCCCCAGCGCUGGACCCCCCAGCCCACCUUUGGCCCCCCUGAGCCCCAAGUGGUUGGACACUGAGUGCCAAGUGCCAACAGGUGAAGGAGAAGACAGCGUGAGCCUCGGGGUGCUCCAGGAUGCCGGUCUGCUGGACCAUGAGCCCCUGCUGGGGGCUGCAGCCUCAGCCAGCGCCGUGGCCCCGCCACUGGAGGACGUGCCAGAGGCGGACAGUGGGGAGGACGAGUGCCCCAUCUGCACGGAGCCCUAUGGGCCCGGUGAGCACCGUCUGGAGCUACUGAACUGCGGCCACGGCCUGUGCGCGGGCUGCCUGCACCAGCUGCUGGGCGCCACCCGCAGCACCGACCUGGGCCGCGUGCGCUGCCCCCUGUGCCGCCAGAAGACACCCAUGCUGGAGUGGGAGAUCUGCCGGCUGCAGGAAGAGUUGCUGCAGGCCGACGGGCCCCAGCCCCCGCCGCCUGCCACACCACCAGUGUUGCCCCGCCGCGGCCCCGGGCCCUGGGCUGCCCUGGAGCACCGCUACCAGCUGCGCUUCCUGGCGGGGCCCAUGGGCGUCCAGGGCUGCCUGCCCUUCCUGCCCUGCCCACCCUGCCUGGGUGCCUGGCUCUGGGCCCUGCGGGAGCGGGGACCCUGCGCCCGCCGCCUGGCUCUGCUGAGCCUGCUGAGCCUUGAGCUGCUGGGGCUGCUGCUCAUCUUCAUGCCCCUCAUGCUGCUGGGGCUGCUCGUCGUGUUCCUGGACCGCGCCGGCCGCUGAGCGGGCCAUCGGGCACCCUGGACGCCAUGGGCUAAGGCCUGAGGCCCAGGCUGAAAGGCCCACAUUGAACCCAAGUCUUUAAUCAAGAGCUGCCUUCAUUAAACCCGGGAUCCUGGGUUUGGUCCUGGCCAGGUCAAAGAAGCGAGCACCACUCUGUGGCCAGACACUGUCCAGCCCAGGACACUCAAGGACAACUGUGGGAGGGGCCAGCCCCCUCCUGGCUGAGGCCCAGCCCAGGAUCCCCCUGUCUGCAAAGGGGUCUGGGCUGGGACUGCCAAGCUCAGUGGACAGGAGAGAGACCAGAGAAGUCCGCAGUGAGCCAGUGCUGUGGAGCGGGCA